Peromyscus maniculatus bairdii (prairie deer mouse) is the source of this 342-nucleotide messenger RNA. Lineage: Eukaryota; Metazoa; Chordata; Mammalia; Rodentia; Cricetidae. The record is from RefSeq and is a predicted model, not a curated record.
AUGAACUUUCAGAACCUCUGGAGAGAAUACAAAGUUCUGAUUGUUAUGGUACCUUUAAUUGGGUUCAUACAUCUGGGGUGGCACGGAAUCAAAAGCAGCCCUGUCUUCCAAAUUCCUAAGGACGAUACCACUGAACCAGAUAGUCUGGCACUUGCAAGUCAACCGAAGAGCCAAACCUAGGAGAAGUAGCAGGCUUGCACUUUUCAGUCCAAGAAAUUCUAAAGUAUGAAACUCACUGGCUCCAAGGGUUCCAUGAAAAGAAUUACAACUCUGUAAUUAUGUCACUCAAGCCGAAGCUGGGUCUAAAACUUAGAGGACUCCUCCUGUCUCGGCCUCCCAACU